Rhopilema esculentum is the source of this 2113-nucleotide messenger RNA. Lineage: Eukaryota; Metazoa; Cnidaria; Scyphozoa; Rhizostomeae; Rhizostomatidae. The record is from RefSeq and is a predicted model, not a curated record.
UCGAAAAAAUUAAUGGCGGCAAUUAUAGUCUCGCUGUUAUUACAGCCUCAUAGCCAAAUCGAGUCAAGAGCAAUAUGCCCAAUCGUCAAAUUAGCGGGAAACACCAUACAACAAUACAAAAAUAGCUAAAAUGUCUGUUUUGCUGGAGACAACAGUUGGAGAUAUUGUCAUUGACUUGUAUGUUAAUGAAAGGAAACGAUGUGCUCUGAACUUUUUGAAGCUCUGCAAGAUAAAAUAUUAUAACUACUGUCUAUUUUUUUCUGUCCAGAGGAAUUAUGUCGCCCAAACUGGUGAUCCCACUGGUACUGGCAGAGGAGGGGAAUCAGUUUUCAAGAAUGUAUAUGGUGAUCAAGCAAAAUAUUUUGACAUUGAAGUUAAGCCUAAAAUAAAGCAUACAAAAAAGGGGUUGGUGUCAUUUGUAAAUAAUGGAAAUAAUCAACACGGUUCACAGUUUUUUAUAACACUUGCAAACAACUUGGACUAUCUUGAUGGAAGGCACACAGUUUUUGGUGAAGUAUCAGAGGGUUUUGAUGUUCUAGACAAGAUCAAUGAUUCAAUUUGUGAUGACAAUGACAGACCUUACCAAGAUAUAAGAUUGAGCCACACAGUAAUUCUUGAUGAUCCAUUUGAUGAUCCGGAUGGUCUAGACAUUCCAGAUCGUUCACCGGAGCCAACAAAAGAACAAUUGCAGUCUGACCGAAUUGGAGCAGGUGAAAAGAUAGAUGAGUACGAAGGGAAGACGAUAAAAGAAAUGGAAGAAAUCAUAGAAGACAAAGAUCUCCAAAUAGGCACGCAGAUUCUUCAGACGAUCGGAGAUAUACCAGAUGCCGACCUAAAACCCCCUGAAAAUGUUUUAUUCGUUUGCAAGCUUAAUCCUGUUACUACCGCUGAUGAUUUGGAAAUCAUCUUUUCCAGGUUCGGACAAAUUUUAAGUUGCGAAAUUAUACGAGACCACAAAACUGGGGAUUCGUUGUGCUAUGGUUUCAUAGAAUUUUCAAAGGUUGAAGAAUGCGAAAAGGCCUAUUUCAAAAUGGAAAAUGUAUUGAUUGAUGACCGAAGAAUUCAUAUUGAUUUUUGUCAGUCAAUUACAAAGAGCAAGUGGAUUCGUUCAGGGUUAAAAGGCAAAUACUCAUUCAAUACGAACGGAAGUCAGGAGAAGGACACCCCAGCCAGAGCAAAGGCUAAAGUGUUAGAGAUCAGAGAUAAAAGGGGACGAGACAAGUAUCUUUUUCUCUGGUUAAAAGGCAAAUACUCAUUCAAUACGAACGGAAGUCAGGAGAAGGACACCCCAGCCAGAGCAAAGGCUAAAGUGUUAGAGAUCAGAGAUAAAAGGGGACGAGACAAAUACGAAAUGGUUUUCGAAAGUGAUGAAGAACGAGCUGGUUCAAAAACAUCUAGGCGUAAAGAUAAGUAUGAAGGGAAGGAGAAAUUCCAAAAACGAGAUCAUGAAGAACAUAGUCGUGAUAAAGAGUCUAAGUACCGGGGUGGUAAUCGAUCGUCAUCAGAGGAGAGACCCGCGAAGAAAGAGAAGAAGAUAACCCGAGCCAGAAGUGAAUCAUCCGAAGAUGAUCGAAGGAGAAGAAAAGAACGCCCGAAAAAAUGCGAGAAAGAUACUGGAAGGCAUCGAUAUAGUGAUAACGUUAGUGCGUCCGACGAUGAAAGAAAACGGACGCUUGUUAGGAAGGAGCGUAGGCCUAGAGACAGGAGGAGUAGCUCAGACGAUGGCAGAAGAGCUGUUCAUAACAAAAGGAAGAAGGAGCGCAAGAAGGAAAAGAAACGCUCAUACUCUUCGAGUUCCGACGAUCUACAGCAUGGUCAUAAAAGAAAAUCCAGUCAUGGAAGCAAGUCGAGGCGAUGAGAUAUAUCGGGUGCUGCGCAAGCUAUCAUUACAUCAAGUACUUCUUACUUGAUCAGAUUGUUGUUUACACAAACCCAGUGGCCUGGGAACCAAAUUAUGAUCAACCCCUUCCAGCGUCACCCGAACAUUUUGAUCUUCCAUUGUGCCAUCCAAGCAACAUAUCCAAGCGACAAUCUGUCACUUCUAAUGUUUCUGUCACUGUGAUAUUAAAAUGGCGUUCUCUCGUAGGUUUUGGAAAGUUUUCUAGAGUUCGUC